AUGUUGCAAUUUUCAAUGUUCUCACAAUUGGCGAGAUUAAAAUUAUCAUCAAAUAUAUUUAAAUUUAGUGUUAAACGUAAUUUUUACGAAGCAAACUAUUUACCACCAUUAAAAAAAACAUUAAAUCAAGCAAGAGCAUCAAUUGAAUACAUGGAUAAUAAUGCAAAACAUUAUUUUAUUGGUGGUGAAAGAUCAUUGGCAGUUGCUAUUGAAUUAUUAUUGGAAAAAAAAAUAAUAGCAGUACCAACUGAUACUGUUUAUGGUCUAGCAACACUUGCUCAAGAUAAAAAUUGUGUUGAUAAUUUAUAUGAAUUAAAAGAACGUGAUAAAAAUAAACCAAUAGCAAUAUGUUUAUCAAGUAUAAGUGAUAUACAUAAUUGGGCUGAAAUUGAUCAUUUACCAAAAAAUUUAUUAGGUGCAUUAUUACCUGGUUCAGUUACAGUUGUUUUAAAAAGAAAAUCAAUAUUAAAUUCAUCAUUAAAUCCAGGUACAGAUACUAUUGGUAUUAGAGUUACUGAUUCAAAAUUUAUAAGAAGUAUUUGUAAAGUUAUUAAACAACCAUUGGCAUUGACAAGUGCUAAUUUGAGUAAUCAACCAAGUAGUUUAGUUACAAAUGAAUUUCGUCAAUUAUGGCCAAAUAUUGGUGGUAUAUUUUAUACAAUUGUUAAUAGAAAAAAAAUUAAUGAUUCAUUCAGAGUUGGAUCUACUGUUGUUGAUCUUACAGAGCCAAUGAAAUUUAGUAUUAUCAGAAAAGGUGCAGGCUUUGAAAGGGUUGUGAGAAAUUGUUACAGGCAUGGAGUUACAUCAACAGAAUAUACUUGGAACCCUAAAAUUAAUAAUGAUGAAGAUGAUGAUGAUAAUAAUGAAGAAAAUGACAAUGAAGAUGAAACUGUUGAGGGUGAUGAGGCUGAUGCUGAUAAAGAAUGUGAAGAAAUGAUUGCUGGUUAAAAAGAAAUUAGAUAUUAAAAUGGUUUGUGUGUAAUUUAAAUAUUAAUAAAAUAAUAUUAAUUAAAAAUUUAUUUGGUUUUUAUAUU
Aphidius gifuensis is the source of this 1034-nucleotide messenger RNA. RefSeq names its product yrdC domain-containing protein, mitochondrial (gene Tcs1). Gene Ontology annotation, molecular function: nucleotidyltransferase activity; double-stranded RNA binding; tRNA binding. The transcript has a single exon. Bases 1 to 948 code for a protein of 315 amino acids. Lineage: Eukaryota; Metazoa; Arthropoda; Insecta; Hymenoptera; Braconidae. Gene Ontology annotation, biological process: regulation of translational fidelity. Gene Ontology annotation, cellular component: cytoplasm. The record is from RefSeq and is a predicted model, not a curated record.